ACGCGUAGGCCGCAGGCCGCAGCAACACACACACACUCUCUCUCUCUCUGUGUGCGCCUGCGCCCCAGUGUCCCCACAGCUAGGCCAACAAGAUCUUAGCUCCCAACGGGCCCCUCCCCGUCCCCGAGAUCCUCCGGAGCCGCCGCCGCCGCCGCCGCCGCGACCUCCAGAAAUGCCGGCGCCGAUCGGGGGGCGGCGCCGGCUGUGAGGCUGCGAUGGCGCGGUCCAGGCCUAGGUUCUGGCUCGUGGCGGGCUGCGUCGCCCUGCUGCUCUGGGCCUCCGUCGCGCAGCUCGUCGCCGUCGGCCGCCUCCUCUCCCUCUUCGGCCUCGCCGGCAGCGCGCCCGGCCCCUCGCCGCCGCCUUCCUCGCCCCCUCCCCCGCCGCCGCCCCCAAGAAUCUACAAAAGCAAUGGCUAUCUGAAGAUAUCCUGCAAUGGGGGUCUUAAUCAGAUGCGUUCAGAGAUAUGUGACAUGGUGGCAGUGGCGCGUUUGCUAAACCUCACGAUGGUUGUGCCAGAGCUUGACAAGAGAUCAUUCUGGGCUGAUCAGAGCAAUUUUGGAGACAUAUUUGAUGUGAGGCAUUUCAUUACCUCAUUAAGAGAUGAAGUGCGCAUUGUCAAACGGCUGCCAAAGAGGUUUGGUCCAACAGAUUCAGGCAUCAUGCUGGACAUGUCACCUGUGAGCUGGUCAGAUGAGAAAUACUACUUGCACCAGAUCUUACCACUCUUCAGCAAAUAUAAAGUCAUCCACUUUAACAAGACAGAUGCUCGGUUAGCAAACAAUGGCAUCAGUACUGAGCUUCAACUUGUUAGAUGCCGUGUUAAUUUUCGUGCUCUGAAGUUUACCCCUCAAAUUGAGGCACUGGGGAAUAAAUUGGUACAGAAACUUCGAGACAAGGGAUCAUUUGUGGCAUUGCAUUUACGAUAUGAGAUGGACAUGCUCGCAUUUUCUGGUUGCAAUCAUGGCCUUAAUCCUGAAGAAGCCGAGGAACUCAAAAGAAUGAGAUAUGCAUAUCCAUGGUGGAGAGAUAAAGAAAUUGAUUCGAAAACCAAGAGAUCAGAAGGACUAUGCCCACUUACGCCUGAGGAGACGUCACUGGUUUUGAAAGCACUGGGCUUUGAAAAGGAUACUCUCAUAUACAUUGCUGCUGGUGAAAUUUACGGGGGAGAAAAGAGAUUGAAACCAUUACGAGCUGCUUUUCCAAAACUUGUAAGAAAAGAGAUGCUGCUAGAUUCAGAACCUCUGCGCCAGUUUCAAAACCAUUCUUCUCAGAUGGCUGCACUCGAUUUCAUUGUAUCCACUGCUAGUGAUGUGUUCCUUCCUACCUAUGAUGGUAACAUGGCGAAACUUGUUGAAGGCCACAGAAGGUUCCUGGGUUUCCGAAAAAGCGUGUUGCCAGACCGACGGAAACUAGUUGAACUUAUAGACUUGUACAACAACAAGACAAUUUCUUGGGAGAAUUUUACAUCUUCUGUCCAAGAAGUUCAUAGAGGCCGUGUGGUCCAACCGUCCUGUCGGCGAAAACUCGAAAACAAGCCGAAAGAGGAGGAUUAUUUCUACGCUAACCCCCACGAGUGCCUGGCCAAUUCAAGCCUGUGCAGUGGAAGCAAGGAUACAGUCACUGUAAGGUGAGCACAUUUGCAGCCUUGCCUGUGCAAGUUACUGUUUGCGAUGAUCCGCGGACUGAAGCCGGCAAGCAGGCAGAGUCCCGAUGAUCGUCUAACCGAUGUUCCCAGUGUUCUGUUGUAUAGGUCAGGUUUUUCUUUUCUUUCUAUGCUGCAAUCCAUUCAUUUAUUUUGAAGCUUGCCGAAAUAGGUAGGAGGCUUUGUGUAAAUUUUUGUUGGUCGUUUGCUCUCUUGUUCACUGUUGAUUUAUUCAUGAUGAUGAUGUCGAAAGGGAUAUACAAUUGCCAUGGUGACCAAUUGAGAGGCAUUUUGGUUUCA
Molecule: messenger RNA, 1942 nt
Organism: Triticum aestivum (bread wheat)
Lineage: Eukaryota; Viridiplantae; Streptophyta; Magnoliopsida; Poales; Poaceae
Product: rhamnogalacturonan I rhamnosyltransferase 1
Exons: 8
Coding region: 216-1631 (471 amino acids)
Cellular component (GO): chloroplast; cytoplasm
Source: RefSeq, a predicted model, not a curated record